AUGGCAGCGCAACGUGAAAUCGAUACCACUGCAACGUCUGAUGAGCGUGCCCCUUUGCUCGCUCCCGAGCAUGCGCGGUAUGACGCAGACGAAACUACAGAAGACGACGCGAUAGCGGAGGCCGGGGAGGCGACCUCAAACACCUGGCUUUAUCUUUGGAGAGGAUUUUGGGUGUUGCUCGCGAUGCUUAUCAUCGCCGUCUUCAUCAAAGGCUGGAUAAACGCUGAUGACGUGAACUUUGAUCUCAAAGGUGCGCUGAAAAGGGCGUUAGGAGGCGGGUUAAGUGGAGCUGCCGCGAUGGUUCUUCAAGUGCUGUUGCUGAUGCCAAUUCGCACGAUCAUGAAUUACCAGUAUCGCCAUGGAACAUCUUUGUCAGUAGCCACGAAGACCCUGUAUCAAGACGGCGGGCUGGGGCGCUACUACCAGGGUCUCACGGCCGCACUCUUUCAGGGUCCAAUUGCACGCUUCGGCGACACAGCGGCCAACGCAGGUAUUUUGGCUCUAAUGAAGUCGAACGGAUAUCUCAACCAACUGCCAUCACCGGUCAAGACUAUCUUCGCAUCGUGCUGUGCUGCAGCAUUCCGGAUGCUCCUCAUGCCCAUUGACACGUUGAAAACGACUCUUCAAGCCCAAGGCGCGCGCGGCACGAAGCUGCUUCGGGAGCGUAUACGCACUGACGGUGUCGGAUCGCUUUGGUGGGGAGCGUUUGCGACUGCCGCCGCUACUUUCGUCGGGCACUAUCCAUGGUUCGCCGUCUACAACUUCCUUUCUGAGACCAUUGCCGAGCCUUCCAGACACCAAAUUGGGUGGUGGCUACUCCGCGCGGCAUUUAUCGGAUUCUGCGCCUCAGUUGCAUCGGACACUAUUUCGAACUCCCUGCGCGUAGUGAAGACUUACAGGCAGGUAAAUGACACGAGGAUCUCGUAUACCGAAGCCGCUAGGCAAGUCAUUCGUCAAGACGGAAGAAUCGGGUUGUUCGGUCGCGGAUUGAAGACCAGGAUCAUUGCGAAUGGCCUACAGGGUAUACUGUUCUCGAUUCUGUGGAAGCUGUUCUUGAAGAUUUGGGAAGACAAGACCGGCAAGUAG
Parastagonospora nodorum SN15 is the source of this 1086-nucleotide messenger RNA. RefSeq lists its product as hypothetical. The transcript is spliced from 3 exons. NCBI's taxonomy places the organism in Eukaryota, Fungi, Ascomycota, Dothideomycetes, Pleosporales, Phaeosphaeriaceae. Bases 1 to 1086 code for a protein of 361 amino acids. The record is from RefSeq and is a predicted model, not a curated record.